This is a messenger RNA of Triticum turgidum subsp. durum (durum wheat), 1527 nucleotides long. The record is from the annotation of a GenBank genome assembly. Lineage: Eukaryota; Viridiplantae; Streptophyta; Magnoliopsida; Poales; Poaceae.
AUGGGCCGGGCUCUACUGGGCUGCCAUACCCAUUCCGUUUUCCCUCCCUCACCCUCCAAACGGCCCCUCCGGCGACGCUCGGAGGCGGGCGGCCCGUGCUCGAAGAAGAGGAAGUCGGCGGCAGAAGGGCGCGGCCCGGAAGCUACGGCGGAUCCGCCGCUGGAAGCAGCGGAAGGGGGCGGGGCCGGCGACCGCAUCAGCGGCCUCCCCGACGGCGUCCUCGGGGACAUCGUCUCGCUCCUCCCCACAAGGGAAGGCGCGCGCACGCAGAUCCUCUCCUCCCGGUGGCGCCACCUCUGGCGCUCCGCUCCGCUCAACCUCGACCAUCACGAGCUCUGCGACAAGAAAUACCAGCUCGAUUCCGUCGUGUCGCGCAUCCUCGCCACCCACCCCGGCCCCGGCCGCCGCUUCUGCGCCACCGUCUACCACCUCCACCGCGACCGAGCCGACGCCUGGCUUCGAUCCCCUGCCCUCGACAACCUCCACGAGCUUGAGCUCUGCAGCUUCAAGUACAAGUACAUCUUACCAUAUCCACGGGGAAUACCGCAGCCGGCUCCGCCGCCUGCAGCGGCCUUCCGCUUCUCCGACACCCUCGGCGUCGCCACCAUAGGAGAGUGCCACAUCCCUGACAGCAUGGCCCAAGCGCUUUUCUUCCCUAAGCUUAAGAAGCUCGGGCUUGAAAAGAUCACCAUAUCUGAAUCCACACUGCACGCCAUGAUUGAUGGCUGCCCCGCUCUGGAAUGCUUGCUGAUUUACCGCUGCUCUGGCUUCCGUUGUGUCCGAAUCAACUCCAUCAGCCUUAGAGGCAUAGGUGUGGAAGCUUAUUGGGGAGAGCUCAUCAUAUUAGAGGAAGUCAUCAUCGAGAAUGCCCCUUGUCUUGAAAGGUUGCUCCUAUUUGGCUCAGCUGAAUCCCGGCAUAUAUCGGUAAUCUCCGCGCCUAAAUUGGAGACCCUAGGCUGCCUAUCUUCCUAUUCUAGUAACACAUUCACGCUUUACUCGACAGUUAUUCAGGGAUUGCGUGUUGAUAGCCUGACGAAGACGGUGUGCACUGUCAAGGUUUUAUCUGUUUGUAUGGGUGCUCUUAGUCUGGAUGUUGUUAUUGACUUGAUGAGAUGCUUUCCUUGUUUGGAAAGGUUGUACAUUGAGUCAAUUAAGCCAGGGAAAAAGAAUUUGUGGCGCCGUAAACACCAGAAUCUAAUAAGAUCUCUUGACAUCCGUCUGAAGACAAUUGACUGGCGAUAUUAUGUGGGCACCAAGUCAGAUGUUGACUUUGCCACAUUCUUUUUACUAAACGCGAGAGUGCUAGAGUUAAUGACUCUUCAGGUUUAUCAUAGUAAUUUCAAAGAGGAGUUUUUUACACGGCAACGUGAGAAGCUUCAACUGGAUAAGAAGGCCUCAGGAGGUGCUCGGCUUCAUUUUACAACGGAUCAUUUUCAUGGCAGUUUUACGGAUUUCUGUGUCCGUGAUUUGGAUCUAGCUGAUCCCUUUGAAAGGAAUUAUCCGUACCAAUUUCAUGCUUUCUCCUAA